AUAAAUCUUCGUCAGAAUCAAACUGAUUUGGUGAACCCUAAUUUCAUCCUAAUCCAAUAUCCCCAAAAUUAAUAAAAAUUAAGAGCAAAUUUUAAUCACUCUGGUUCAACCCUCAAUUCAUAUAAUAUUCUAUUGCAGACAAAAAUCCAUGGACUUCACCCCAAUCCCUCGUAUUCAACUGGAACCUUCCACUUCCAAACUCCCCAUCAAACGCAAAAUCCCCGAUCCUGCCCCACACCUCAAUGCGAAUCCAUUUAACCCGAAUUCUCCCUGCGGCGGCGACGGGGAUCCACGAUCGCCGCCCUUCAAGUUCCACCGGAUAUGGACCGAGCCGGACGAGAUCAGGUUCUUGCAGGGUCUAUUGGACUGCUCAUCGGAGAAUUUAACCUUCCCACGGGACCUUGGGAUUUUUUAUACGCGAUUCUCCAAUACCAUGUCACAGCCUUACACGAAGUCGCAGCUAUCAGAGAAGCUGCGGAGGCUCCGGAAGAAAUUUCGGGUCAUAUCGACGAGGCUAUCUAAAGGGCUCGACAAAUCGCAGUUGUCGCCACAAGAUCGUAUGCUUUACGAAUUGUCGAAACAGCUAUGGCACCCGGAUUAUGCGGCCACUUCGCCAUUCAGUGGUACGAGGAAUGUUAAUACUCAUAAUAAUCAUAAUAAUAGUAACAAUGAUGAUGGUGAUUAUGGUGGUGUUGGUGGUUGCAGUGACGAGUUGGUGAAAAAGUCGGGUCUCGUUGCGGUUAAAGUAGACUUUUUACCUACAUUUCCGAUCAAUUUGGUGAAAGAAAGUGGUAAGAGUGUUGAAAAUGUGGAAUUGGAUUGUAAUGAGAAUGAAAAUGAAAAUGAAGAAGAUGGAGUUGCGUGUGGAGAUUUUCAUCAUGAUGAUAACAAUGAGAACGAGAAAUUGAGUGAGGUGAAGGUGAACUUUGAAUGGAGUGAGGGAAUGGGAGAUGGACGAAAUGGUACUUUUGACAUGGGGUUCAAGGAGGGAGAACCUGUAGUUGGACAGAACGUUGUUUUGGAAAGUGGGAUCCAUACCGGGUUUGGGGAAGUGGCGGCAAAGGUGGUGUUGAAUGUGUUCAAUGAUUGUUUGAAGGAGGUGAAGAGUGGGCUAAUUGGUCAUGGCAGCGAAAGAGCGAAUGUGGAUCACGACAGUUUUGAAGAACGGUGGCAGAAGCAAAGGAUUGCGGAAUUGGAUGUGUUGGGACACCGAUUGAGGUUGGUUCUUGAGCACUCUAUGCAAUGAGUAAAUAAAAAUUUGUGUAUUGGGAUUGGUAUAGUAGAUAAGAGCCCUAUUUUUGUUCAUCCUAUCUUGCCCUGUUUUUAUGUUAGUUUCUCCAUUUCAAAAUAAUUGUACAUUUUACAAUGCAACACAAUGAGUUAUUAGUUCCAGUUCCGUGCAUUUCGUGUUUUUAGUUUGUCUAAUGUGUUUCUGCAA
This is a messenger RNA of Olea europaea var. sylvestris, 1438 nucleotides long. Its product is annotated as probable transcription factor At3g04930. The coding region runs from base 149 to 1246 and encodes 365 amino acids. Gene Ontology annotation, cellular component: nucleus. The transcript has a single exon. The record is from RefSeq and is a predicted model, not a curated record. Lineage: Eukaryota; Viridiplantae; Streptophyta; Magnoliopsida; Lamiales; Oleaceae. Gene Ontology annotation, biological process: regulation of DNA-templated transcription.